AGGGUUUCCUGUCUCAAGGCGUCCCAUCGGAAAGCACAGAUUCGUCCUGAGCAACUCAUUCCCUCGGUCGGCGGUCGCGGGGAUGGAUCUGAGGUUGGAAGGAAGGCAUCCGUUGUUGUUCGACGACGAUGCUGCCUCGGCUUUCAUCAAUUCUGCCGACGCCCUUGUGCCAUGGUGCGGUGAUCCCACCCUUCUCAUCGAUCGUUAUGACGUCCGACACCUCCUCGAUCGGAUUCCUCCUCGCCCUCCGAGGAGGGCCUCGAAUCGUCUCGCUGAGGAGGUGGCUGACGGUGGUGUGACCGCCUCUCAGCUCGACCAUGAACGCUACCUCGAUCUCCUCCCUUCCACGGACGACACGGAUGCCAUCAGUGUCGCUUCCCCCGACGAUGCAAGGGAAAUAUCAUCAGGUUUGUUUACCGUAAAAAAUCUUUUCUUUUCUGUAUUAAUUUUUUUCCUGCAUAAAUGAGGUGAUUCCUAACUUCAAUUCAAAUUGUAUUGAUUUUACUGAAUGUUUAUCAGAACUUGUUUGGAGCCAAUAUUUGGAGACGAACGGAGGGGUAACGACUUAGGUGUAGGAAGCAUGACUAAAAUUCUUGCAGUUAAUAAUUUUAAAAGUCACAUCUCUGUAAUUCUCAGAAUAGCAUGUAGUAUUCGGUAGAUGAAUCUGAUUACUCAUUUUAGCAUGUGAGGCGCCUAUAAGCUACGCAUAUAAGUAGGUCUAAUUUUGUAGAGAAGGUAAAAUUCUUUGAUUUUCUGUGCUUUUUCAUCACCAUUUUAUUUUAUUUGCAAUAACUAAUACAUGUUCUAUUCACACUGUUUCUAAUUUCCCCUCUCAAAAUAACAAUUCACUUAUUUGAGUAACAUAUUAAUUUGGUAGUCUUAAUUGAUUUAAAGGACUUACAGGUGGUUUAAUCAUCAUGAAACCUAAGAAAAUGUCUUCAUUUCUUUUUUUUUUUGUAUUGAUAAAGUUUCUUUGUGGACUGACAACCUGCUACCCAUAAAAAACGUUGUUUGAAAGUGCUUUUGGCUUGCUAGUGAUAACCAAGUCAUGUUAUUUGGGUCUUUCAAUGACCUUUUCUUGUUUUAUAGUUCCUGCAAUGUAUUGCAUGGCCUGCAGUUGAUGUUUGACUUGCUCUUUCAUACUUUAUGGAAUGAAAUAAUUCCUCAUGGCUCAUAUAAUAUGCCAUGUACAGUUCUAUAUUGGUGGAUGGUGGGUUGAUAACCUGUAUACUUGCUCUGUUCAGUUUAUCGCGGAUCUUGCGGCCAAUAAAAUGACUCACAUGUUAAUUAAUUGAAUAUUAUAUUGCAUUUGCAUUCUAAGUUUGCAGGAUGGGUGCUUAGUUCAUGAGUUCACUCAGAAUCCAAGUAAGAAACUUCCACAUUCUUACGAUUGUUCAUCACUGAAUUUGUGUUAAUGGUGAGGCUUUUUUAUUUUUUAUUUUGAUGGUCAUCUUAAUUGAGAUUUUGGUCUUUCUUAUUUCAGAUAAAAUUAAAGAUUUGGAUGCAACUUAUCAGGCUGUACCUUUUUCAUAUGGAAAUGCCGAGAAUGCAGCUGAUCCAAAUAAGGAUUCUGGAUUAACUUAUUCUGGUUAUCGUCCAGCUUUUCCACUCCCUGAAAGAUUGAUGAGUAAACUACCUGAUACAGAGAAAUUGCAUCAAAUUAUUGCAAGAACAGCAUCGUUUGUUAGUCAGCAUGGUGGACAAUCAGAGAUUGUCUUACGUGUGAAACAGGGUGACAAUCCAACUUUUGGGUUCUUGAUGCCAGAUCAUCAUCUUCAUGAGUAUUUUCGCUUCCUUGUUGAUCAUCCACAACUUCUAAAUAAUGAUGCAACUAGUGAGAAAACACAAGAUAAGGAAAAGCUGGAAGAGCAGAAUAAAGACAUGCUUCCUCCCCGUAGUGGGGCCUUGUCAUUGCUUGGAUCUGUCUAUGGAUCAAUAGAAGACGACGAUGAUACUAAUGCUACUGGAUGUACCAAUCCCAGCAUUGCUGAUAAUGCACCAAGUUCUCAUAGCUCAGAGCAAGCCUUGAAGACUUUGGAAGGGCAUAAUAAAAUCAAGACAACGAAUUCCUAUGUGGUUCCUAAAGAUAUGACUUCAACAAGAAAGAAACUGGCCACUAGAUCUAGUUCACCUAAGGUUCUACAUAAUAAGAAUGCAAGAGAUGGCAAAGGAAUCCUUCCUGUUUCUGUUGAGCAUAAACACAGUGAUCAAUUUUGCAUGCCGGAUGUUAAACCGGUAUUAUUGGAACCUCCAUCUUUCUUAAAAAGAAUGAUAGAAAAAAUAGUUGAAUUCAUUAUUAGAAAUGGAAAGGAGUUUGAGGCUAUCCUUGUGGAACAAGAUAAGUCAGUAGGCAGAUUUCCUUUUCUUGUGCCGUCAAAUCAGCACCAUGCGUACUACCUUAAGGUUCUUGAAGAGGCUCAUCAGGGUAAUGCCAGGAGCAAGAAUAAAGGACGAAAUGAGGUUUCAGAAGCUGCUCAUUGCAGAUCAUCAGAUAUGUCAGAAGAAUGGUUUUACGAUCCUCAUAGAAAAGAGAAAUUCAAGAUGGUAAUUGGUGGUUCGAAAAAGGAGAAGCAUGACCAAGAUUCAAAUCGGCCCACUCAAUCUGGAGCGAGUGUAGAUGAAGCUGCUGCUAUUGUUUUGGCGGUCACAAGAGGUGUGAGUCCUGCUAAUGCUCGUCAACAUGUUGCAGCUCCUGAUUCCACGCUGGGUCUCUCUCAACGUGAGGCUUUACUUGGUUCCAGUGCUGGAAGUUUUUCCUCGUUACCAGAUCAGGAUUCUAUGCCCAAACGUGGUUCUAGCUAUGAAGCUGGUACAUCAUUGCAUUUGUCGGGCCUUGACCCACCAAGUAAAAGGGCUUCUAGAACAGUGGAUGAUGUAUGGAUUGCAAAGGCUAUUGCGAAGACUGCAGCACUUGCUGCAUCGCGCGAAGCCGAUUCAUCUGAAGCUUCCUUGACAAAGGAGCAAAAAUUGAAGGCUGAGAGACUGAAACGAGCAAGGAUGUUCUCUGCAAUGAUAAAGAGUGGUAAUCCAUUGACUACGACAUGUAGUGCUGCAACUGAUGAGGAUUCAUCUUUGCAUAUAUGUGCUGGAACUGAUAUUGCACACAAAGAACGAGAAGGAAGCUCUGUACCUCAUGAUGCAAACGUAUCUGCAAGAACGAAAUCUCACGGGAGAGAGAUUGAUCAAGUUAUUAGCAGGGAUAAAAGGGAGAGACACCGUCUGAGCUCUCAAAAUUUUGAUAAUAAUGAGGAUGAGGAUGGAAAUCAUAAGCGGCACAAGAGUAGGCAGUGGUCAGAACACUAUAGCAGCAGUGGUCGCAAGCACAGAAAGCAUCACUCAUCUUCCGAUAGAGUUUCUAGACAUCAUAAGCACCAUAGUUCUUCAGAAGAUGAAUACAGGCACCGAAAGAAGUCCCAUCAUCAUAAGGAUGAAGAUGCUUCGGAAGACGAGGAAAAUGAGAAGAAAUUGUAUGAUAAGCACAGGAAUAAACAUCACUCGCGAUCCCAAAGGAACCACUUAAUUGAGAGAGAGAUGAAUAGAAACAAAUUGGAUCAGCCCGAGAUCGCUCAGAAAUUGUCGAACCAGCAACAGGAAUUAAAUAUGCCAGGAAGUUCUGAUACGAAGUCUACAAAUGCUUCCACGGAAGUUUCAAGUGGUCUCAGAGAAAGAAUACUGGCUAUGCUGCGUGAAAACCUGUAAACGAUGCUGUCCAAAUGCAUUUUUUACUUCUGUAUAAUUCUUCUACUUGCUCGUUGAUCUGUAGUAGUUUUGAGCAAAAUGCUUUUUCAUGAUUUUUUUAAAGUUCUUGAUGCUUAUUUCAGGGAUGUUCCAUUCGCUCUCCCUAUACUGGUUGUAACAAUGUGGGGCCGGUACAUUUAAAAUAGAAUGAUCAAAUGUCAAGGACCAGAUCCAUUCUAUCA
Molecule: messenger RNA, 3920 nt
Organism: Zingiber officinale
Lineage: Eukaryota; Viridiplantae; Streptophyta; Magnoliopsida; Zingiberales; Zingiberaceae
Product: splicing factor, suppressor of white-apricot homolog
Exons: 3
Coding region: 1444-3699 (751 amino acids)
Biological process (GO): mRNA 5'-splice site recognition; RNA processing
Molecular function (GO): RNA binding
Source: RefSeq, a predicted model, not a curated record